CGGCGUCUUUGUCGAAGGACACGAUCGCCAUAAUAUGAAUUAUGAUGAGCCGAGUCCACAUGCAAACGUCGCGGAGAUGUGAACACGGGGUCAACGGGGUCCCGUGACUUUAACUGCAGUCAAAUCAUGUAAAACCUGAACUAUUACGAUAAUAUCUCAGGCCGCUGUCAGUGGACUGAAACAGUCGGAGACGCUGCCUGCGAUAAGGUCGCUCCGGGACCCGGCGCGCACACGUGACGCUCCAGGCGCGCUCCCUCCUCGGCGGCGGGGCGGCGGGGCUGCGGCGCCCGUGUUCAGGGUGUUGGGUGACGCCGCUGUGCGUUGCCCUCUCGUCGCUGCGGUAACUCUGUGCUGUUUGGUAACCAUGGCAACUCGAGGAAGUGUCUUUGUUGGUUGCACUAAACAGCUCCUUCCUGCACAUGAGUUUUACCGAAAAGGAGAAGCACAUCAAUCAUCAUAAAGCCGACAGGAUGGAGCUCUUGGAUCAGUGGUUAUGGAGGCAGGAGUACUGGCUGCCACCUGGCAUCACCUGGCAGGACAUGCAAGCCGGAGAGUCUGUUCGCCACCCUCGGCCUCGCGACCUUCUCCUCACCCUGCCCCUGGCGCUGGGCUACAUCUGUCUUCGCCACUUCUUCGAGAGGUUGGUGGCGCUUCCCCUUGGCAGGUGGCUCGGCGUUAGGGACCGGGUUCGUGUUCCACCCGCUGCUGUUCCUGCGCUAGAGACCUUCUAUACUGACCGCACCCAUCAGCCUUCCCAGACAGAAGUCCUCAGUCUGGCCAAGCAAUGCGACCUCCCAUACAAGCAAGUGGAGAUGUGGUUCCAUCGCCGGAGAAACCUGGACAGACCGAGCAACACCAAAAAGUUCUGCGAGGCCUGCUGGCGGUUUGCCUUUUACCUGGUGGCGUUCUCAGCUGGACUGGCUUCACUGAUUCGUAGCCCCUGGUUCUGGGACCUGAGCGAGUGCUGGAAGGGGUAUCCUCUGCAAGAGGUGGAGCCGGCUCACUACUGGUACUACGUGCUGGAGCUUGGCUUCUACUGGUCACUGCUGCUCUGUGUGUCUGUGGAUGUCAAGCGUAAGGACUUUAGGGAACAGAUCAUUCACCAUGUAGCUGCCAUUGUCCUGCUUGGUUUCUCCUACUGCUCCAAUUAUGUGCGUGUUGGCACACUAGUGAUGCUGGUGCACGACUCCUCGGACUUCCUGUUAGAGUCCGCCAAGAUGUUCAACUACGCAGGCUGGAGGAAGACUUGUGAUGGCUUGUUUGUGCUUUUCGCAGUUGCCUUCCUGGUGACACGUCUGGUGGUGUUCCCCAGCAAAGUGAUCCACACAACCCUGAUUCUUUCCAUGGAGGUCUUUAAACCCUUCUUUGGCUAUUACUUCUUCAAUGGCCUCCUCCUGGUGCUACAAGCGCUGCACAUCUUCUGGGCGUGGCUCAUCCUACGCAUGGUCUACAAGUUCCUCUACUCAGGCAAGGUGGAGCGGGAUGAACGCAGCGAUGAGGAGAGUGAACCUGGGGAGAACGACGAAGGGGAUGGAGAGCAUCCGCAGUGGGAGAAGAGGAAAGGCGCUCUCAACUCUAGGCUGUCUGUACUGGCCAAUAACUGUGUCAUCAGCAAGCUGACCAGUCAGAGGUGCAGCAAGAAUGGUAUGGUGCCCAAGGGCAGGUAGAGCCUCUGCAGCCUCAGAGGGGGCAGCCUGGGGAGUGUGGACCAGUAGAUAUGGGUUUCUUUACUUUUGUUUGCUUUUUGAGAAUCGGGAGUGACACACGUGACGGAAAACGUGUCGAUCCGAAGCUCCAGUCGCAGUCUGUGUGCAGAAGGCCUCACACAAUCUGCUUCGUUCCAGUCUAGUCUCCAAGCCUGCGGGGGCCAGCUGCAGGUGUCUCGUGGUCUUUAUCACCGAAAACAAUUUAAAACACUGAACAGAUUGCUCAGCACAAGCAGUGGGAGGAAAAUUGUGAGCGAGAACUUUGAAUAAAUACAUUUAUUUAUUGGACAGGGUUCUUGUUCUGCAUUAGACUUGCAUGUACACAUUUAAGCAGUCCCUUCAUUUCAAGUUUCAUAUUAACACAAUUAGUGUAACUGGAUGACUACUAAAAAGUACACGGUGUUUAGUACUCUUGGUGACACAGGUAAAGUAUGCCUGUAGCUAAAGUCUAAUAUGGAAACUUCAUUUGAAUAACUGCCAAUAAUGUACUUUAGUCCUGUAAAAUGAAACGAUAGCUGAAGAUGCUGCUCAAAGACUCAAAGCACUUCACUAUUAGAACUACUGUACAGUAUAUAUGCAGCAAAUAUACGGAAUUUUAUUCACGUUACUAUAUGUAGUGGGACUGGAACCAAGAUAGAACAGUUUUCAAUGCGGAGUGAAAACGUACUUCUAAUUUAGGCUUUUCGUUCUGCUGCUACUAAGAGGCCUCGAGUGCGUUUACCCCUUUUUGGAUCCCUAUUGUACGGGAAUGAAAUGAAUG
Scleropages formosus (Asian bonytongue) is the source of this 2466-nucleotide messenger RNA. RefSeq names its product ceramide synthase 2-like. The coding region runs from base 420 to 1667 and encodes 415 amino acids. Gene Ontology annotation, biological process: ceramide biosynthetic process. Gene Ontology annotation, cellular component: membrane. NCBI's taxonomy places the organism in Eukaryota, Metazoa, Chordata, Actinopteri, Osteoglossiformes, Osteoglossidae. Gene Ontology annotation, molecular function: sphingosine N-acyltransferase activity; DNA binding. The transcript is spliced from 11 exons. The record is from RefSeq and is a predicted model, not a curated record.